Callorhinchus milii (elephant shark) is the source of this 281-nucleotide messenger RNA. Its product is annotated as actin-related protein 2/3 complex subunit 4-like. Gene Ontology annotation, biological process: Arp2/3 complex-mediated actin nucleation; actin filament polymerization. The coding region runs from base 25 to 261 and encodes 78 amino acids. The record is from RefSeq and is a predicted model, not a curated record. Gene Ontology annotation, cellular component: Arp2/3 protein complex; actin cytoskeleton. NCBI's taxonomy places the organism in Eukaryota, Metazoa, Chordata, Chondrichthyes, Chimaeriformes, Callorhinchidae. Gene Ontology annotation, molecular function: actin filament binding. The transcript has a single exon.
GAGAAGAUUUUGUGCCAUAAGUUUAUGAGGUUCAUGACGAUGAGAGCAGAGAACUUCUUCAUUCUGAGGAGGAAAGCGGUUGAGGGCUAUGACAUCAGUUUCCUCAUCACCAAUUUCCACACCGAGCAAAUGUUCAAACACAAGCUGGUCGACUUUGUAAUCCACUUCAUGGAGGAGAUUGAUAAAGAAGUCAAUGAAAUGAAACUCUCUGUCAAUGUCAGAGCUCGCAUUGUUGCAGAAGAGUUUCUCAAAAAUUUCUGAUGCUGAGUGAACUUGCUGUC